Molecule: messenger RNA, 903 nt
Organism: Nakaseomyces glabratus
Lineage: Eukaryota; Fungi; Ascomycota; Saccharomycetes; Saccharomycetales; Saccharomycetaceae
Gene: SAM37
Product: SAM complex subunit SAM37
Biological process (GO): mitochondrion organization
Cellular component (GO): cytoplasm; SAM complex
Source: RefSeq, a predicted model, not a curated record
AUGACAGGUUCAGUACUAUAUUUAUGGGGAAAAGAUAGAGCUAGUGGGAUAUCUGGUGAGAGUAUUGCACUUGAAUGGUAUUUGAAGAGUAAAGCGUUACGGGAGGUAGAAAUUGUGUUUGCAAACAAUACCGAUAUAUCGCCAUUGGGUCGGCUACCUGUUUUGAAAGUGUGUAGCAAUGGGGAUUACAUUCAUGGGUUUUUAAAUAUAGUGGAUUACCUUGAGCCAAAGAGAAAAGACGAAUUCACCGAUAUGGAAAAAUUGAUGGAAUUAUCAGCUAUGAGUAUGUUAGACAGUAAUUUAAAGACUUUGAAUGAAUAUCAGCUUUACUUAGAUAAGAAUAAUUACAUUACGUUUACUAGAAAGGAGUUGUCACAAUUACUGUACUUCCCAUUUAAUUUCAAUGCAGCGUACGAGUACCGCAACAGGGCUAAAGAACAAUGUGUUGAUUUAGAGUACUUACCAGUCGAGGAAAAGGAAGAUGAAGAUGAAGAUGAUGGUCCAGCAGAUUAUGAGCUUGCACAAUCAAAGACUUUUGCAUUAAGAGGUCUACGAAAGAGGCAGAGAGCAGAGGAAUUGAAAAGUGUACGGUUGAACAGAAAUUAUAUGCAUAAGCUUCUUGAGUUUCUCGAUCAAUGGGAUUCUAUUACUGAUGAUCUUCCGAAGACUUCGCCAGUACCAAUACUAUUUUAUUCCUACAUGUAUAUCCAAUUGGUUAUUCUUCCGAACAAUAAUGAAAUCUGUAAGUAUCUGAAGGAAAUGAAAAGCAAUGGUUAUGUUGAUACACUCAAGGAAACAUUCACCAAGUAUAAUGCACUUGAUUUUAAUUUGAAUGUUAGAGAGCCAGUAUUCAGGGAACGUGGUGACUUGAUAAGUACAUUACUAAAUAAAAUUUCUGUAUGA